Molecule: messenger RNA, 399 nt
Organism: Plasmodium coatneyi
Lineage: Eukaryota; Apicomplexa; Aconoidasida; Haemosporida; Plasmodiidae
Exons: 2
Coding region: 1-399 (132 amino acids)
Source: RefSeq, a predicted model, not a curated record
AUGGACAGGGAGGGUAACAAGGCUCCCGCAAAGGGAGUGGAUUUACUGACAGUCAAAAAUGUGAUCCUGCUAGUGUUGGGCGUUAUAUCUUUUAUACUUAUUUAUAAGUUCAUGAAAUAUCGAAAGAGAGUUUCGGAAUUUGAGAGGAAAAACAAAAUAGAUGAAAAGAUGAAAAUGUCAAGGGAAAAAAGGCUGCAAGAAUUGGAAAAAGAAAUGAUGGUUAAUAAAGAAAAAAUGAAAGAACAAAUGAACAAAGGAGAUGACAAAAAAGAUAAAGCAUUAGACUCAGACAAACCAAAACCAGAUUCCAAGGACAAUUCAUCGUUCAACCAUUUUAGGGAUUUAUCAAACUACUACAGGCCGUCCAUAAGAAAUAGGUACAAAAAUUCAACCUCCUGA